Molecule: messenger RNA, 1565 nt
Organism: Sus scrofa (pig)
Lineage: Eukaryota; Metazoa; Chordata; Mammalia; Artiodactyla; Suidae
Gene: UBALD2
Product: UBA like domain containing 2
Molecular function (GO): protein binding
Source: RefSeq, a predicted model, not a curated record
GCCGCAGGAUUCGAAUCGAACGUCUGUACCGGAGCCGGGCUCCGGCCGAGCGGCGCCGGCCAAUCAGCGGCGGCGGCUCGCGGCCCCCGAACGUUGGGACACCCGGCCCCGCCCCGCGCUGUUGUUUGUGGUGUCGGCCGGCGGCGCGAGCCGGACCACAACACUCGCCCGGCGGGCGGCGGGGCGGCCGAGGGUCCGGGGGCCGCCGGAGGCGGCGAGCGCGAGCCGAGGGCAGCCGGCCUCCCGCGGCCGCCAAGCCCGGGAGAGCGCGCCGGCCGGAGCCAUGUCGGUGAACAUGGAUGAGCUGCGGCACCAGGUCAUGAUCAACCAGUUCGUGCUGGCCGCGGGCUGCGCGGCCGACCAGGCGAAGCAGCUGCUGCAGGCGGCGCACUGGCAGUUCGAGACCGCCCUGAGCACGUUUUUCCAAGAAACCAACAUUCCCAACAGCCACCACCACCACCAGAUGAUGGGCACCCCCAGCAACACACCGGCCACGCCGCCCAACUUCCCCGACGCCCUGGCUAUGUUCUCCAAGCUCCGUGCCUCCGAGGGCCUGCAGAACGGCAGCAGCCCCAUGACCGCCGUGGCCUGCUCCCCUCCUGCCAACUUCAGCCCCUUCUGGGCCUCGUCCCCGCCCAGCCACCAGGCCGCCUGGAUCCCGCCCUCCUCCCCCACGGCCCACAGCUUCCACCACCUCCACCACCCACAGCCCACGUGGCCGCCUGGAGCCCAGCAGGCGGGCCCCCCGCAGAAAGCCAUGGCUGCGGUGGACGGCCAGAGAUGAGACUCGAUGCCGCCGGGCGCGGGGCUGCAGCCGGGGCCGUCGAGGCCGUCGGGGGAGCUGGGGCGGGCGGGGGUUUCCUGAAGAUCGCACUGGAAGAUUUUAUAAGAGAAUUUUUGUGGGUGGGGGGCAGUAAACGUCCUGAGCCACUUGGGUCCUUCAGGAGUUUCUCUUCAGGCAAGUUUUUUUUUUUUCUCUUUUUAAUAUAUAACGAUAAUAUAUAUGAAUAUAUAAAAAUAACUAAUGUAUGUGAGUAUGGGGCUGGCUGACAGGGUGUUGUCCGCGGGGAAGGGUCGGGAUCCUCCCCCCAGCCCCAGGGCAGGUGCUGGAAAGCCAGGGGGCCCGAACUUGGGGUCUGCUAGCUGCCUCCUCUCAGAGGUCACACCUUCUAGAAGCAGAAGGAUGAUCACCCCUCCACUCCAAUGAGGGGUUGCAGGAGGGGCUCCCAGAGGUGCCGGUGGCCGCAGGUGGGGGGCUCUUGGCCAUUGAGAGGCUCUCCCCACCCCGCUGGUGGCUGGCUCCUCUGUCACUCUCCAGUUCUUGUCACCUCUCCUGGUGUCGCCCGUCUCCAGCUAGGGGUGCAGGGCUUGUGUGGGACUCAAGAGCCGGCUCGGCCAAAGGCCCAGGCUCUGCUGGCGGGGGCCUGACCCCGCAGCCACCCUGCCUCUCUUCCUCUGUGUCUGCGGCGAUGGUGGAGAGCUUUCCUUUGGGUUUUGGUCCCCAGUCAAUCAUCUCACCAGGGUGAAAUUUUAAUUUAAAACUUAAAAGAGACUUUUCUAACUUC